Messenger RNA from Mytilinidion resinicola, 1014 nucleotides. Its product is annotated as Clavaminate synthase-like protein. The coding region runs from base 1 to 1014 and encodes 337 amino acids. Gene Ontology annotation, molecular function: oxidoreductase activity. NCBI's taxonomy places the organism in Eukaryota, Fungi, Ascomycota, Dothideomycetes, Mytilinidiales, Mytilinidiaceae. The record is from RefSeq and is a predicted model, not a curated record. The transcript is spliced from 4 exons.
AUGGCUACCGCUUCGGUAUCUGCGCCCCCUGGCCAACCAGACAUCACAUACACGCCCGACUUCGACAAGUAUAAAGCGCGCACGCAGCGCCGUCUAGCAACCGAGAAACUCGAACAAACCCUACCGCCCGGAUUCCCUUCGAAGUUAGAAUCGGAGUUCGUGUGGGAUGGUGACAGCAUCAAGGAAUCUGGCUAUAAUUGGGUCUACGAGCUAAGCGCAGAAGAAAUCGCGGAGAUCGAGGCAGCCCUCGACCAGACGCACAACGGGGCCCCCGCCGACGUGGUGCUCGCGCACAUCAAAGACCUCUCCACCACGGCCGACGCCGCGCUGAUCGGCGCGCCCGCCUACACGACCGACAAGCAGGUGUUCCACACGGACGCGGGCGACGUCGUCGCGCUGCUGUGCCUGCAGACAGCCGCCGAGGGGGGAACGAGUAGGGUGGCGAGCAACUGGCGCGUGUAUAACGAGCUGGCGGCGACGCGGCCGGAUUUGGUGCGCACGCUGGCAGCGGGGUGGGUGCAGGAUGGGUUCGGCCGCCCAGACCGCCCCUACACGACGCGGCCGCUGCUCUACCACCAGCCCGCGACAUCCACGGCGCCCGAGCGUGUGAUUAUCCAGUACGCGCGGCGCUCCUUCACAGGCUUCCAAGCCCUACCACGCACGCCCACCAUCCCGCCGAUUACCGAGGCGCAGGCCGAGGCGCUGGAUGCGGUGCACUUCCUCGCCGAGCGGUUUGCGCUCGGGCUGGACUUCCAGGCCGGCGAUGUGCAGUAUAUCAACAACCUGGCGACGUUCCAUGCGCGGGAUGGGUUUCGGGAUUCGCCCGAGCAGCAGCGGCAUCUCGUUCGAUUGUGGCUGCGGGACCCGGAGUAUGCGUGGGAAACGCCGGAGCCGUUGAAGGCGAGGUGGGAUGAGUUGUACAAGGGGGUCACGCCGGAGAAGCAGGUGUUUCCGCUGGAGCCGAAGAUUCGGAGUGCGAGUAGUGGCGUGGCGGCGAAGACGGUGUCGGGGUGA